GAUGAUGUGCUCAGCCCCCACACUCAAGGCCAAGGCAAGAAGCAGGGUGGGCAGCAGAAGGUCCCUAGCAGCAGUCACCUGGCCUACGGCAUCCUGGACAGACCACCAUGGUAUCUCUGCAUCUUCUUGGGGAUCCAGCACUUCCUCACAGCCCUGGGGGGCCUUGUAGCUGUGCCGCUCAUUCUGGCCAAGGACCUUUGCCUGCAGCAUGACCCCCUGACCCAAAGCUACCUCAUCAGCACCAUUUUCUUCGUCUCUGGCAUCUGCACCCUCUUGCAAGUGUUUCUAGGGGUCAGGCUGCCCAUUCUCCAAGGAGGGACCUUCGCUUUUGUGGCCCCCUCUCUGGCCAUGCUCUCUCUUCCUGCCUGGAAAUGCCCGGAGUGGACUCUCAAUGCCAGCCAGGUCAACACCAGCUCUCCUGAAUUCAUUGAAGAGUGGCAGAAGAGGAUCCGAGAGUUGCAGGGCGCUAUCAUGGUGGCUUCCUGUGUCCAGAUGCUGGUGGGUUUCUCCGGUCUCAUUGGCUUUCUCAUGCGCUACAUCGGUCCCUUGACCAUCGCCCCAACCAUCUCUCUGGUGGCCCUGCCUCUCUUUGAAUCUGCCGGCAAUGACGCUGGGAUCCACUGGGGGGUUUCUGCCCUGACCAUCUUCCUCAUCGUACUGUUUUCUCAGUACCUCAAAAACGUCGCGGUGCCCGUGCCCGUGUACGGAAGACAGAAGAAGUGUCACAUCUCCAAAUUCAACCUGUUUCAGGUCUUCCCUGUACUGCUGGCCCUCUGCAUCUCCUGGCUCUUCUGCUUCGUGCUCACUGUCACCAACACUCUCCCCAAGUCCCCCCUGGCAUAUGGCUACCUGGCCCGUACGGACACCAAAGGCAGCGUGCUGAGCCAGGCCCCUUGGUUUCGCUUCCCUUAUCCAGGACAGUGGGGCCUCCCCACCAUCAGCCUGGCUGGAGUCUUUGGGAUCAUUGCUGGAGUGAUCUCCUCCAUGGUGGAGUCGGUGGGCGAUUAUCAUGCCUGUGCUCGGCUGGUCGGGGUCCCACCCCCUCCGAAGCAUGCCAUCAACCGUGGCAUUGGCAUCGAGGGCCUUGGCUGCCUGCUGGCCGGGGCCUGGGGGACCGGGAAUGGUACCACCUCCUACAGCGAGAACGUUGGGGCACUGGGCAUCACUAGGGUCGGGAGCAGGCUGGUGAUUGUCACUGCAGGCUGCGUGCUGCUCCUGAUGGGCAUGUUUGGGAAGAUCGGGGCAGCGUUCGCUACCAUCCCUACCCCGGUGAUCGGAGGCAUGUUCCUUGUCAUGUUCGGGGUCAUCAGCGCUGUGGGGAUCUCCAACCUGCAGUACGUGGACAUGAAUUCAUCCAGGAACCUCUUUGUGUUUGGCUUCUCCAUCUACUGUGGGCUCGCCAUCCCCAACUGGGUGAACGAGAACCCUGAGAAGUUGCAGACAGGCAUUCUCCAGCUGGACCAGGUCAUCCAGGUGCUCCUGACCACAGGCAUGUUUGUUGGUGGAUUUCUGGGCUUUGUCUUGGACAACACCAUCCCUGGCACCCUGGAAGAGAGAGGCCUCUUGGCAUGGAAUCAAAUCCAGGAGGAUUCUGAGGAAACGCCGAAGGCCUCGAAGAUCUAUGGUCUUCCUUGGGGCAUUGGCACCAAGUUCUGCACAUCUUCUUGUGCCCGGGCCCUCCCCUUCUGGCCCAGGCUAGACCACCAUGGGGAUGAGGUGGGAGUGAGCCAGCUCACUCUGUAUCCCCAGACUUCCUCUGGAAAGCACCUGCGGAGUGUAGCAGAAACCAGGAUGUGAAGAGAACUGCCUGACCCCAUCUCUUCACUUCCAAACUCUGGCCACCCACCUGCUUGCAGAAGAUAAGGAUCCCUGCUCACAAAUGGAUGCACAAGGGUCCUUCCCAGCACCGCCCACACCUGCGCACUGUGGUGGCCAAGCAGUGCUGAUGAAGAGCAUGAUACGCGUGAGGCUGGCCCCAGGCCAUCCUUCUGCUGUCCCUUAGCUCCAGUGUGAGUCUGGGAUUGACACAGAAGCCUGCUAGUCCACUAUGCUGGGCAGUAUUCUGUCAGAUCAGGAGCAAGAGCAUGGGGUCGAACAGGGGCAGGCUAUUUGCUAAAAGGCAAUGGGGCCAGGCAGCCUGUGAUCCUUGCCACUCAGAAGGCCGCACAAGAGGAUCAGAAGCUCAAAGCUUGUCUGGGCUACAGUGACUUUAAGGCUGGCUGGACCAACUCAGCAUGAUCCUGUCUCAAAAUAAAAAGUGAAAAGCAAGCUAGAGACGUAGCUUUGUGAUGGAGUACUUCUGUAGCAUGUGCACAGACCCAGGUUCAAACCUCAGCACUGGGGGAAAAAGCCUGACAUGAUGGUUUGGCCCCCUCUCCCCAGAGGAAGGGAACUUGUAGUUUCCCAGCUCUCUCUGUGGCUGAUUCCUCACUUGGAAAAGUAAUAACAAACAUCCCCUUACCCCUAGAUCCCUUCCAGCUCCUGCCCAGCUUCAGGACUUGGGGCCUGGCCUCAGACAUCUAGGUAGAGGUAAGCCUGGACCCAUGGCUACAUUACACUGUUGCACCCCAUUUUCCCACAAGCCUGCCAGUCUCCCGAUCUCUGCUCCUCAGUCUCCGCUCCAGAAGUGAAUAGGGCCUGGACCUCAUGGUUGUGGAGUAGUGGACACCAGACUCCUUUCAAGGAGACACAGCCCUGGAGUGGAGGAGAGGAAUCAGGCUCCGCUGAGCCCACAGGCUGUCUCUGCCAGAGCAAGGCUUCAGGCUCCUGGGCAGCUGCGUUUAAUCGGGGGGUGCCUUCAGAACCUUCCACUGUUUCCCAAGGGGAAUCAGGCUCAGGGCUUCACAUUUUGAUAGGCACCGAGUCAUAUGAGCCAGAGAAAGGAUCCAUGGGCUCUCCUAACCCACCUUCCCCACCAGAAACUCUGUUUGACCAAACCUACUUUCAAGAGGAAGAAGGGCAGGGGUCCACUGUGGGGGUGGGGAACAUCUGGCUCCAGAGGCCACUUUUUUCUUCUCCGCUCUCCACCCCACCGUUCAUCUAUCUCUGCUUGGCAGUGGGUGGGAGGAACUGACUCCCGUCAGCAUCAGAGCUUGGUGAUGCCCAGUCUGUGAUCAGAAUGAGCAGGAAGAGGGUGUGCUGGGAGGGGGGGGGCAGAUGUGUGCACCCUUGUGAGUUAGCCUAGGAGCUGGAGAGGGCACCGAGGGAUUCAAACACUACAUCUGCUAUAAGGGAGGGGAGAGCGAGCGUGCCUGUGAAAGGUGCUGUGGAGAGAGCCCGAUGAUCUCCCUUCUCGCUCCGGCUUUCUUCUCUCCCAGAGUCCUCCAUUAAAUUUCCAAGAGCCCCACUCUGAGUGACCCUGGGAUGGGGACUGAUAUGGGGACACAGGAGUUCUACAGAGGAAAGGCAGUCUGUGGGAUUCUCAAGGGCAGGGUCCUGCGCUGCAGCUGAUGGAGAAGAGGCCGUCGGUGUGUGUGCAUUUACCAACGAGCUAAAAACCACGGGCAUCUGUAGUGGACAGCCAUCCCAGCAUUGGCCUGGAAGUUCCAACCUCCA
This is a messenger RNA of Onychomys torridus (southern grasshopper mouse), 3555 nucleotides long. Its product is annotated as solute carrier family 23 member 1-like. The transcript has 11 exons. Gene Ontology annotation, molecular function: transmembrane transporter activity. The record is from RefSeq and is a predicted model, not a curated record. Gene Ontology annotation, cellular component: membrane. NCBI's taxonomy places the organism in Eukaryota, Metazoa, Chordata, Mammalia, Rodentia, Cricetidae. Gene Ontology annotation, biological process: transmembrane transport. Bases 349 to 1797 code for a protein of 482 amino acids.